Molecule: messenger RNA, 4249 nt
Organism: Xenopus tropicalis (tropical clawed frog)
Lineage: Eukaryota; Metazoa; Chordata; Amphibia; Anura; Pipidae
Gene: afap1l2
Product: actin filament associated protein 1 like 2
Exons: 19
Coding region: 1009-3447 (812 amino acids)
Cellular component (GO): cytoplasm
Source: RefSeq, a predicted model, not a curated record
ACACACACAUACACACACACACACACUGACUGCCCUGCUGGGCUGGGAAAGUAACUGCUCAUCAGUCUGUGGGAUUCUCUGCUCAAUCUGAGAACGGAGCAACUAACAGAAGGCAGCGGAGCAUACAGGAGCCCAGGGGGCAUACAGGAGCCAAGGGAGCAUACAGGAGCCCGUGGGCAUACAGGAGCCAGGGGGGCAUACAGGAGCCAAGGAGCAUACAGGAGAGAGCGGAGCAUACAGGAGCCCAGGGGGCAUACAGGAGCCAAGAGAGCAUACAGGAGCCCAGGGGGCAUACAGGAGCCAAGAGAGCAUACAGGAGCCCAGGGGGGAUACAGGAGCCAAGAGAGCAUACAGGAGCCCAGGGGGCAUACAGGAGCCCAGGGGGCAUACAGGAGCCAAGGGAGCAUACAGGAGCCCAGGGGGCAUACAGGAGCCCAGGGGGCAUACAGGAGCCCAGGGGGCAUACAGGAGCCAAGGGAGCAUACAGGAGCCCAGGGGGCAUACAGGAGCCAAGGGAGCAUACAGGAGUCCAGGGGGCAUACAGGAGCCAAGGGAGCAUACAGGAGUCCAGGGGGCAUACAGGAGCCAAGGGAGCAUACAGGAGCCCAGGGGGCAUACAGGAGCCAAGGGAGCAUACAGGAGCCCAGGGGGCAUACAGGAGCCAAGGGAGCAUACAGGAGUCCAGGGGGCAUACAGGAGCCAAGGGAGCAUACAGGAGCCCAGGGGGCAUACAGGAGCCCAGGGGGCAUACAGGAGCCAAGGGAGCAUACAGGAGCCCAGGGGGGAUACAGGAGCCAAGGGAGCAUACAGGAGUCCAGGGGGCAUACAGGAGCCAAGGGAGCAUACAGGAGCCCAGGGGGCAUACAGGAGCCAAGGGAGCAUACAGGAGUCCAGGGGGCAUACAGGAGCCAAGGGAGCAUACAGGAGCCCAGGGGGGAUACAGGAGCCCAGGGGGCAUACAGGAGCCAAGGAGACAAGCGGACAUACAGGAGCCUGCUGGCUGGGCAGAUGGAAAGAUAUAAAGGACUGGGGCAGCUGCUGGCGGAGCUGGAAGAUUUCUUGUUCAUCCUCGAUAAGGAAAAUCUCAGCAGCACCGCCGUCCUGAAGAAAUCCUCCCUGUCUGAGCUGCUGCAGGGCUAUAUCAGGAGCAACAGCAGCUGCGAUGAGGAAUACAUUUAUAUGAACAAGGUGUUGGAGACGGACAAGAAGGAGGCUCAGGGGAAACAGGGAAAAGCGGAAGUGUUGGACCCCCCGGCCAAUGAGGCGCUGACUAAUGGGACGGCUGGACAGUACCUGGUGCCUCCGCAAAAAAGCCUCCCGGACCUACCUCCACCCAAAAUAAUAACAGACAAGUUGCCGGGCUGUAAGUGCGACUCCCCAGAGGGUUACUAUGAGGAGGCAGAGCCGUACAACGCUUCCUUUAAUGAUGAUGGGGAGGCAGUGAGCAGCUCGUAUGAAUCCUACGAUGAGGACGAGGGCCACAAGGGCAAGGGCCCCACCCAGCAGCACCAAUGGCCAUCCACAGAGGCCUCCAUCGAGCUGAUGAAGGAUUCGCUGAUCUGCGCCUUCCUGUGGCGGAAGAAAUGGCUCGGCCAAUGGGCCAAACAGCUCUGUGUGGUCAAGGACUCGCGGCUGCUGUGCUAUAAAACCUCCAAGGACCACAAUGCACAGCUGGACGUGAGUCUGAUUGGCUGCGGGGUUCUGUACAAGGAGAAGCAGGUGAGGCGCAAGGAGCACAAACUGAAAAUCACCCCGACCGGCGCCGACGUCAUUGUACUGGGAAUGCAGAGCCGGGAGCAGGCCGAGCAGUGGCUGAAGGUAAUACAAGAUAUCAGUGGUCUCCAGACAGACCCCGUGGGUGACAGCUCCCCAAUUGCUACGGAUGGGCAGCGACAGAUUCAUUGCAAGGUGGAGGGGACAGACAGACACUCUGCGGCCUCUGAAAGUGGGAGCAGCACCGAUGGGCACCCCGAGACCCCCGAGGUCAAAGAAGUCAAGAAGAAAGUCUCGUCGGGUCUGAAGCUGAGUAACCUCAUGAACCUGGGGAGGAAGAAAUCCACUUCCUUGGAGAGUCCGGAGAAGGCCCUGGAGACCUCCAAUUACCUGAAUGUGCUGAUUAACAGCCAAUGGAAAUCCCGCUACUGUUGCGUCAGGGACGGGCAGCUGCAUUUCUACCAGGACAGAAACAAGACCAAAGCCGCCGCUCAGCCGGUGUCUCUGAUUGGUUGUGACGUCAUCCCGCAGCCCACCCAGGACCACCUGUAUUCCUUCCGCAUCCUGCAAAAUGGGGAGGAGCUAGCCACCCUGGAGGCGAAAUCAUCGGAGGAUAUGGGCCACUGGCUGGGGCUUCUCCUGUUAGAGUCCGGUUCCAGAACCGACCCGGAAGAUUUCAGCUACGAUUACGUGGACGCCGACCGGGUUUCCUGCAUCGUCAGCGCCGCCAAGAAUUCCUACUUCUUAAUGCAGAGGAAAUACUCUGAGCCGAAUACUUACAUUGAUGCCCCACGGGGGGGCAGGUACCAGCAGGACGAUCUGUAUGAUGAUGUUGAUGUGUCAGAUAUUCAGGACGAUGAGCCCAAGCAGGAAGGGAAAGCUGAGGCAGAAGACAAGACCUACCUGGAUGUCCUACCAAGUAAAUCCUUCCUAUACUGCACUGGAAUGAAGUCUCUUUGCAAGGCCUUGGGGUCCCCGGGGCCCGAGAAAGUGAGCGGCAGGAAAGAUAAGGAAGAGAGAGAGCAGGGGGCAAUAACCAGCAAGGAACAAGAGUUGUCUGGGCAAUCAGCUGACAAGACUAAACAGAACACAGAAGACCCCCCGACACAAGCCGCCCCCAAUACCCUGAUUAUAGGAACAGCAGUGAGCGCCAGUCCCCGGCUGGAGAAGAAGACCAAGGAGAGAGUGAAGGUGACAAAUCACGUGGCCAUAGAAACCUUGCUGGGGAAGAACCGGACAGAAGCAGAGAUAAAGCGCUUUGCAGAAGAGAAGGAGAAGCUGGAGAAAGAGAGAGAAGAGAUCCGGGUUCAGUUGGCGCAGCUCCGCAAAGAGCGUCGGGAAAUGAAGGAAUCGGUCACUAACUGCACCGAUAAAGGCCUCCUGGCCAACCUAGAGGACAAGCUGAGGCUGAAAGAGGACGAGUGCAAAGAGAGAGAAAGAGACCGCGUAGACCUGGAGCUGAAAAUCGUGGAGGUGAAGGAAAAUCUCAGGAAAGCCGAGUUGGGUCCGGCAACAUUAGGGACCACUGUGGAGCCCGCACACCUGGACCCUGCCCCGAGUAUAAAGUCCUGCAGUCCGGUGCACGUCCCAGAAUGCUCACCAGUAACUGCAACAAUUGGCUCCCCGGUGAAUUCAGCCACGGCACUAAAGAGCCGACCCCAGCCAAUCGUGACCACUGGAAAGGGAACGGUCCUGCAGAAGGCCAAGGAGUGGGAGAAGAAAGGAGCAAGUUAGGAGACCAAAGAACCUCUUCAUGGACUGUGUCUACUGGCCAGUGGCUCCUGAGAGCUUUAAUAUUGACUUGCACCAAGACUCACCUCAUGGAGUCAUCAAGUGGAGUCUUCUGAGGGGCCUCAACUGUCUAAUGGUGGAGCAAACCCACCCUAGAGAUACCACUAUGGCGUAUGCUAACUUGCACCAUGCUCCGUGACCACUAACGCGCCUGACGGCUUGCACAUUCUAGUAGGGUUUGGAAGUGGGUCGCCCUACCCGCCAAUAGCAGGUUCACUUCUGUGUAUUGUCUUCCUGUGAUUGAGUGUUGGAGUGGACUGAAAACUCCAAUCUGAUUGGGUUGUGUGUAAUGAAUCUACUGGAUUAGCACCGGGAAGAAAGGCCGCAUUCUCCACCAAACCAAUGCAGGACAGGGCUGGGUCUCAGUGUAAUUACAUAGGUUUGACUGCUCCUCCUCCCCUCUUACUGUAUGUGAGCUCUUACUUAAAGGCGCAGAGACCUUAUUUCCUUAUUACUGGGGGGAAAGUGGGCGUCGCCCUGUGGGAUCCGAGAUAAUAACUGUGAAACAAGGUGCUCCAAUCGCUUUGUGGCGGAAUUUGUCCUUAUUUCCUUGUGACGUUUGGUGUUACCGACGGCAACCGUACCCGGGGCAGGAAACCAUGCGCGGUACCAGGAAGGCCGACUUGUGGGUAAGAUGUUUUUAAUGAAUCGGGACCAUUUGUUUGUACAUAAAUACGAUAUAUUUACAUAAAGACUGUAUUUAAAAAAAAAGAAAUAAAAUAUGAAUUAUCUUUAAAAGGGAAAA